This is a messenger RNA of Diabrotica virgifera virgifera (western corn rootworm), 4605 nucleotides long. It is a transcript of the gene mts, whose product is annotated as serine/threonine-protein phosphatase 2A catalytic subunit beta isoform. The record is from RefSeq and is a predicted model, not a curated record. Lineage: Eukaryota; Metazoa; Arthropoda; Insecta; Coleoptera; Chrysomelidae. Gene Ontology annotation, biological process: mitotic cell cycle; peptidyl-serine dephosphorylation. Gene Ontology annotation, molecular function: protein serine/threonine phosphatase activity. Bases 193 to 1122 code for a protein of 309 amino acids. The transcript is spliced from 5 exons. Gene Ontology annotation, cellular component: cytosol.
GCCAUUUUAUCAGUUCUAUGAUCUUCUAUGCUAAGAUAUCGCCAUUUUGGUGUGUUGUAUUUGUAAUUAGAAAAAGAUUUACCAAAUGAUAGUACUAACGAGGAAUAUAAAUAAUUAAGUUGGUGUCCAGUUUGUGCAUUCAUCUGUUAGUAAUUUAAUUAUUUUAUUUUAAAGAUAAAAAACAUUGUAAUAAUGGACGAUAAGGCGUCGUGUAAGGAGCUGGAUGGAUGGAUAGAACAGUUAAAUGAAUGCAAGCAAUUAACGGAAAAUCAAGUUAAAACACUAUGUGAUAAGGCUAAAGAAAUAUUGUCAAAAGAAUCAAAUGUACAAGAAGUGAAAUGCCCAGUAACAGUAUGUGGAGAUGUCCAUGGACAGUUCCACGAUCUGAUGGAACUGUUUAGGAUAGGAGGUAGGAGCCCAGACACUAAUUACCUGUUCAUGGGAGAUUAUGUAGAUCGUGGAUACUAUUCUGUUGAGACUGUCACCUUAUUGGUAGCACUGAAAGUCAGGUACAAAGAGAGAAUUACAAUUUUGAGAGGCAACCACGAAUCAAGACAAAUCACACAAGUUUACGGAUUUUACGAUGAAUGUCUAAGGAAAUACGGAAACGCGAAUGUAUGGAAAUUCUUCACCGAUCUGUUCGAUUAUUUGCCCCUAACAGCGCUCGUCGAUAGUCAAAUUUUCUGUCUGCACGGCGGAUUGAGUCCUAGCAUCGACACCUUGGAUCACAUUAGGGCGCUUGAUCGUUUACAAGAGGUACCUCAUGAAGGCCCCAUGUGCGACCUUCUCUGGUCAGACCCUGACGACCGCGGGGGCUGGGGCAUCUCCCCCCGUGGAGCCGGCUACACCUUCGGACAGGACAUUUCAGAAACGUUCAACCAUACCAACGGUCUGUCUUUAGUAUCUAGGGCGCAUCAACUCGUCAUGGAGGGUUACAAUUGGUGUCACGAAAGAAACGUAGUGACCAUUUUCAGCGCCCCCAAUUAUUGCUACCGAUGCGGUAACCAGGCGGCCAUUAUGGAAUUAGAUGAUGCCCUGAAAUAUUCAUUCUUACAGUUUGAUCCAGCACCAAGACGUGGCGAACCUCAUGUUACGCGUAGAACUCCAGACUAUUUCCUUUAAACAUUCUUAUUGAUACGUUUUUUUUUCAACUGCAAUAUAUCAUACAACAAAAAAAAAUACAAAGAAGAAAGCUUAGUAUAAUUGUAUUUGUAAAACAAAAUAUCAUAUAGUCUAUUGCGAUGACGCUGACGAACACCACAUCCCAUCCUAUAUUAUUACGAUUAUUAUUAUUCUUAAUAUUUUUAUUAUAUUUGAUUCCUUUUUGAUAACGAUAAAUAAAUUGUAAGUAUGUUAUUGGUGUACUAUUUAAUUCUCGAGAAUCGUCUAGCUGUGUAAUUACAAUUAUUUACCCUUUAGAAUUAUGUAGAGCCCCCUUUUCGAUCGUUAUCAAGAGGGUUUUCAUCGAGACAAUGGGUAUGUUGCGUCUAUCGCUGCAAUUCUGGUUAUUUUUUUCAUCCCCCAGUACUACUAGAUUUGUAUAAAAGACCAAGAGAAAUGCAUCCAAAACGCAUUGUGCUUGUAUUUGUAUAUAUUAAAAGAAUACGUGGACUGUCUACACUCCUAAUCUUGCAUUUAGAAAUACUUUUUAUAAAAGCGAAACUGCUAUAUCUUUCAAGCUGCAAUGGCAAGUUAUAGGAGUACUUUUUAAGCCUAGACUCAUGUGCAUACACUAAAAAUUCUAAACAAAGACAUCUGAAACCACGUGGAGACGACAGUGUCAUUCAAGAAGACCUACGCAUUCGUAGAUCUUUGGAUCACAUCUUCGAAGAUUCAUGUAUUAAAGCCUGUGAGUGUCUGAGACCCAUUUUGUUGCUAGCAGUGGAUACAUUACAUCCAUUUCACUCAGGCCUAUACAGGGUGUCCCCGAAAAUAGUGUGUUCCUUUAAGGUUUGGAUAUAAUCCACUUAUAUGGUUCUCCAUAUAAGCGAACUUUUAUUUCCAUAAAAUUGAAUAAUUUGGCAUCACUGUACAAGAACUGUGGGUGACUUAGGUUAUUGACACCAAAAAAGUAUGUCAGAAAGGUAGACACCUGCAAAAUAAUUAUAUCAUCCCAUGUUUGAAAAGCAAACAAAACAAGAAUUUGUUUGUUUGUUGAGGAGGAAGUCAGGGUUUAACGUAAAUACUACAGGCCCAUACUGCAACUAUUUUUGAAUUGUGAUUCUUUAUCUUCAGAUUUUUGUAUACAUAGUUGUCAGAUUUCAAUUUGCAUACCAAAAUGUAUUUUGAUUUUUUGGUCAAACGGUUGAAUUUAGAAAGAAAUGUUAUAAGACUUUUUUGUUCUACAUGGUGCCUUCUACCUAUACCUUUAAGGAACGUACUAUUUUCGGGGACAUCCUGUAUAGUUCUGUUGGAUGUGCCCCUUCCUAUGACAACGAAAGAUUUUGGGCCCAUUAAUGUUUUUUUGUCCCUUAACUGGUAAGCUGGGGUGCUUUUUCGCCCCUUCAAGGCCAGUUUAUCCAGGUACCCAUAGUAAAAUCACUUUGUUAUUGUUUCUGAUCCGAAUCAAUUCGAUUCCAGUACCUUAAAUGCUGCCUGGCUGUCUGAUGUAAUUUUUAUAUACUUAUCCUUGCUAGUUCGGACAAACACACAUCUCUAGCAUGAAUUUCUACUUGGAAGAUAGUGGGAUAAUUACCCAAGCUUUCACUAAGGCUUAGCAUUGGUUCCCCUGAAUACUCCAACAUCUUCAUCGGUUUUCGAGCAGUCUGUAUACCAGCACUACUAUUUCAAACUAUAGAUGAUUAUUAUCAUUUAAUAGAUGAUUUCAGAUUUAAUCUUGUUAUCCUUUCAUCCUGCUUACUGGUGUCCUGUCCUUGCAUCCUUCUCCAUCUAUAUUCCACCUUAUAGUCCAAGAGGCAGCGCUGAAAAAUCUCUUUGAAUUUACUAAAGCUAGAUUUUUCACAGUUGAUUACUGUGAUUGUGUAGAGAAACAUAUUGCGGUCGGUCAAGUGAAACGUAGACACACAUUCUAAAUUAAAUAUAAAUAAAAGUUAUUAUAGUCGGUCAGCUGUAUGAUGGGACAGAGCUGGUCGGUCGGCCCCAAUGAAUAUACAGGGUUAUUCACUAUAUUUUGAGCCCCUUGUAAACUGCUUUAUUUACAGAAUUAGAAAAAAGUGUAAAAUACAAAAGUUAUUCGAUUUUUAAAUUAUGAUUUUUGACAUAUAUAUCAUACUAGUGACGUCAUCAAUCUGGGCGUGAUGACGUAAUCGACUAUUUUUUUAAAUGGGAAUAGGGGUAGAAUCCUAGCUCAUUUGAAAGGUUAUUCAAUUCCCUAUUCAGUAAUACAACAUUAACCUGAUUAAUUAUACAGGGUGUCCAAACAAAAUUUUUUAAUUAAAUUAAUUGUUUAAUUAAUAAUUCAAAAAAAUUUUUGGACACCCUGUAUAAAUAAUGAUCUUAAUGUUUAUAGUACUAUAUAGAGAAUUGAAUAACCUUUCAAAUGAGCUAGCACACGACAUCUGUUCUCAUUUAUAAAAAAAAAAUCGAUUACGUCAUCACGCCCAGAUGGAUGCCGUCACUAGUACGAUAUAUAUGUCAAAAAUCAUAAUUAAAAAAUCGAACUUUUGUAUUUUACAUUUUUUUUCUAAUUCUGUAAAUAAAGCAGUUUACAAGGGGGUCAAAAUAUGGUGAAUAACCCUGUACAUUCAUUGGGGCCGACCGAUCGGCUCUGUCCCGUCAUACAGCUGACCGACUAUAAUAACUUUUAUUUAUAUUCAAUUUAGAAUGUGUGUACUGAUUUUCAACCUUAGUAAAUGGAUUUAAUUACCUUCGUAGGAAAGCAACUUUGAUACCCUCUUAGUAACCACUGUUCUACGUUUCGUUUGACCGACCGCAGUAUGUUUCUCUACCUACACAAUCACAGUAAUCAAUUAUGAAAAAUUUAGCUUUUGUAAAUUCACAGAUUUUUUAGCGCUUUAUAUUGGAAAAUUAACAUUUUUCAAUAUAAACCGUCCACUAUAUUAAUAGAUACAAAAUUAGGAGCUGUAGCAGAAAAGUAUCUCAACUGACUCAAUUUAUUUUAUUAAUAAGUCCUGGUAUUUAUUACGUUUGAAAACGGACAUUUUGGAUGCUUUCUAUCUUCGAUCUUUGUAAAGAAACCGUGGAAUAAAGUAAAACAAUGUUAAAUAUUACCUAGGUAUUUUAAUGCAUAAAAUUAUAUACUCAAUGCUUGAAGGAUAAUAUAAAGAAGCAUUUGUUUUUUUUUAAUAUUUUUUCUCUUCGAACUUUUUUGUGUGCGGCACAUUUUUGUAGGUAUCUUCGUUUGGUGGAAAAAUAAAGGUGGAAAUUAAUAAUAGGUCUAUAACGCAAAGUACAUUUCUCAUUAUAAUUAUUUCGUUUUUUAGUAUGUAAUCAUAUAUUUAUCUAUUUAACAGCUCUAAUAUUCUAAUUAAGCAUUUUUUUAUCAAAUGAAGGUAUCAAGUUGUAAAAAGAACCUAAAAUUGUACAAAUAUUUCGACAUUCUUGAUUGUUUUCGAUAAAAAAUGUAGAUGUCUAUCAGAUUUUGUUGGUCUUUGUUCUCCUUAUAAUUAAAUUAUUCCAAACUUA